AUGGCCAACGAAACUGCCGCCGCCGCUGCCAAUGGCGCUGCUCCCAAGUCCACCUUUGCCGUCAAGGCCGGUCUCGCCCAGAUGCUCAAGGGCGGCGUCAUCAUGGACGUGACCAACGCCGCGCAGGCCCGCAUUGCCGAGGAAGCUGGUGCUUGCGCCGUCAUGGCCCUCGAGCGUGUCCCCGCUGAUAUCCGAAAGGACGGCGGCGUUGCCCGCAUGUCGGACCCUACUGUCAUCAAGGAGAUCCAGGCCGCCGUCACCAUUCCCGUCAUGGCCAAGGCCCGUAUCGGCCACUUUGUCGAGUGCCAGGUCCUCGAGGCUCUCGGCGUCGACUACAUCGACGAGAGUGAAGUUCUGACCCCCGCGGAUGACGAGAGCCACGUCGAGAAGAGCCACUUCAACUCUCCCUUUGUCUGUGGCUGCCGCAAUUUGGGCGAGGCUCUGCGCCGCAUUGCCGAGGGCGCUGCCAUGAUCCGGACCAAGGGUGAGGCUGGUACUGGCGAUGUCGUCGAGGCCGUCCGCCACAUGAAGACGGUCAACAAGCAGAUUGCUCAGGCCAAGGCUGCUCUCGCCGAGGGGGGCAUCGUCCGCAUCCGUGAAAUGGCUCGCGAGCUCGAGGUCGAUGCCGAGCUUUUGCGCCAGACUGCCGAGCUUGGUCGCCUGCCCGUUGUCAACUUUGCCGCUGGCGGUGUUGCUACCCCCGCCGACGCCGCCCUCAUGAUGCAGCUCGGCUGCGACGGUGUCUUUGUCGGCAGCGGCAUCUUCAAGUCUGGCGACCCAGCCAAGCGUGCCAAGGCGAUUGUCCAGGCCACCACUCACUUCAAGGAUGCCAAGGUUAUUGCUGAGGCUAGCACCGGUCUCGGCGAGGCCAUGGUCGGUAUCAACUGUGACAGCAUGAAGCCCGAGGAGAAGCUUGCCACCCGCGGUUGGUAA
Metarhizium acridum CQMa 102 is the source of this 933-nucleotide messenger RNA. RefSeq names its product Pyridoxal 5'-phosphate synthase subunit snz1 (gene SNZ1). Gene Ontology annotation, molecular function: amine-lyase activity. Lineage: Eukaryota; Fungi; Ascomycota; Sordariomycetes; Hypocreales; Clavicipitaceae. Gene Ontology annotation, biological process: amino acid metabolic process; pyridoxal 5'-phosphate biosynthetic process; pyridoxine biosynthetic process. The record is from RefSeq and is a predicted model, not a curated record.